This is a messenger RNA of Lutra lutra (Eurasian river otter), 951 nucleotides long. RefSeq names its product protein lin-28 homolog A-like. Gene Ontology annotation, molecular function: zinc ion binding; nucleic acid binding. The transcript has a single exon. Lineage: Eukaryota; Metazoa; Chordata; Mammalia; Carnivora; Mustelidae. The coding region runs from base 51 to 671 and encodes 206 amino acids. The record is from RefSeq and is a predicted model, not a curated record.
CCAGCAGCCACCCGACCAGGGGCCCGGGGCCGUGGGCUCAGCCGACUACCAUGGGCUCUGUGUCAAACCAGCAGUUUGCAGGUGGCUGCGCCAAGGCGCCGGAGGAGGCGCAGGAGGAUGCCGCCCGGGCGGCCGAGGAGCCGCAGCUGCUACACGGUGCAGGCAUCUGUAAGUGGUUCAACGUGCGCAUGGGUUUCGGCUUCCUGUCCAUGACCGCCUGCGCCGGGGUCGCGCUUGACCCCCCGGUGGAUGUCUUUGUGCACCAGAGCAAGCUGCACAUGGAGGGCUUCCGGAGCCUGAAGGAUGGUGAGGCAGUGGAGUUCACCUUUAAGAAGUCUGCUAAGGGCCUAGAAUCCAUCAGGGUCACCGGCCCUGGUGGGGUGUUUUGUAUUGGGAGUGAGAGGCGGCCCAAAGGGAAGAACAUGCAGAAACGCAGAUCAAAGGGAGACAGGUUCUACAACUGUGGAGGUCUAGACCACCAUGCCAAGAAAUGCAAGCUGCCACCCCAGCCCAAGAAGUGCCACUUCUGCCAAAGCAUCAGCCAUAUGGUGGUCUCGUGUCCCCUGAAGGCCCAGCAGGCCCCCAGCUCACAGGGAAAGCCUGUCUACUUUCGGGAGGAAGAAGAAGAAGAGAUCCAUAGCCCUGCCCUGCUCCCAGAGGCCCAGAAUUGAGUUACAGUGGGUGGGGGAAAUUCUUUUGCGAUCAGGAAGUUUUGAGGAGGAGGCAGCAAUCGGCAGAGUGGAGAAAGUGGGGGCAGGGCAGGUAGGGGGCAGCUGGCUCUGCCGUGCAUCUCAGGCCAGGGUCCACAGCAUCACCCCCUCUUCCCUCUUGGCGCAGGGUAGGGGGGAAGGGGUGAGGCCAAUGAACUCCAACCGUGCUCUAUCCAGAUGCUUUCGAGGGUUUUGGAGAAAAUCCCUCCCUGUGUGCUUUAUCUGAAUGUCCACCCCCAGA